Molecule: messenger RNA, 417 nt
Organism: Exophiala bonariae
Lineage: Eukaryota; Fungi; Ascomycota; Eurotiomycetes; Chaetothyriales; Herpotrichiellaceae
Exons: 2
Coding region: 1-417 (138 amino acids)
Source: RefSeq, a predicted model, not a curated record
AUGGCUCCACCAGUAAAGCCCAAAGGCUUGAAUCCUCGUGCCAUCACAGCACCGAUCGCAGCCUUCGUCAUGGCUGGUCUUCUCUAUACCUACUCCGUGACUUCGAUCCGAGCCGCCAAACGAAAUGCGAAACUUCACAGAGAGGCUGAUGGCGGCCAAUUGGACAUGCGUAAAGAGAGCCUCCGCAGGCACGGUGUUUUGGAUCAGGUCGAAGGCACCGCAGGCAUUCAGCUAUUCAAAGACGCGAGGACCGAUGCCAAAGCAGAGAACCGCUUUCUGACCGAGAAGAAGGCGAAACCUCUUGGCUCAUCACAGCAAGAAGAGGUGGGUGCACCCCGUACGGAAAAUGAGGGUCUACUCGAAGAAUAUCGCGGUCGUGGUGCCUUGAAGAAGCUCAAGGAAGAACAAGCCAAGUGA